AUGUGGGUGUGGGUGUGGGUGGUGCGGAAGACGGAUGAGAUGCGAUGCGAUACGAUGCUGCAGGCUCGCCAUUUCUCUCCUAGCGAGAUGCAGCGAGGUCCGCAGGCACAUCACAUCCGCUGUCGGGCAAUUCUCAGCACACAGGAGCAGCAGCAGCAGCAGUUCCUGCAGAAGAGAGGGCCCAUUCUAACCAUGCUCAGCGCAGUCUCCGGUGAAGGUGAGCUCAGCGUGCAGGAGGGUCGGGAUGGGAUUGUGCAGAACACCGGAAAGAAAGCCACUAUCCCCCACGAUGCUUACUCCUAUUACCCAGGAUAA
This is a messenger RNA of Cadophora gregata, 315 nucleotides long. RefSeq lists its product as uncharacterized. The record is from RefSeq and is a predicted model, not a curated record. Lineage: Eukaryota; Fungi; Ascomycota; Leotiomycetes; Helotiales; Ploettnerulaceae. The transcript has a single exon. The coding region runs from base 1 to 315 and encodes 104 amino acids.